AUGUCGGGGGUGGUGUGCGCUUGGUUGCGGAACGAUCUGCGGUUGCACGACUCCCCCGUGCUCCACAGGGCGGUGGCGGCUUCGAGGCAGCGUGGGCAGCGCGUUCUGCCAGUGUACGUGCUAGACCCCCGGCACUUCCGACGGACCCGCUGGGGGACGCUCAAGACGGGGCCCAUCCGGGCUCUGUUCCUGCUGCAGUCCAUCCGUGCCCUCAAGAGGCGCCUUCGGCAGGUCGGGUCGGACCUGCUGGUGCGGGUGGGGCGCCCAGAGGAUGUUCUGCCGCUGCUGUUGGCGGAGGGUUCGCUCGUGCUGACGCAGGAGGAGGUCACUUCAGAGGAGACCGGGGUCGACCGCCGAGUCCGGGCAGCGAUGCCAGGCGUGCAGUGGGAGUAUUGUUGGGGAUCCACGUUGUUCCACCGGGAUGACCUCCCCUUCAAAGACGACCUCUCGGACAUGCCAGACGUGUAUACCCGGUUUAAGAACCUCACCGAGCCAGAGCUGGCGUGCAAGGCAAACGAGGUGCCCCCGACGUUCAACGGGCAGCCAAAGUUGGAGAGCGCAAUGAAGGUUCGGCGCUGCCUCCCCGAGCCCGAGAAGGGCUCGCUGCCGCUGCCAGGCGUCGAUGGAGAGGGAGCGCCGCUGUCCUUCGAGCCCUCCUGGGCCGACCUGCCCUACCAGGAGCCCGUGCAGGAGCCACGGGCGCACCCUGGGGCGGUCAUGGUCUUCGAGGGGGGCGAGGACGCAGGGCUUGCUCGCCUGAGGCACUACGUCACGGACGCCGAGCUCAUCGCCACCUAUUUCGACACGCGGAACGGGAUGCUCGGCGCCGAGUAUUCGACGAAGUUCGCACCCUGGCUGGCCAACGGCUGCCUCUCGCCGCGGAGGGUCUUCGAGGAGCUGCGGGACCACGAGGCCAGGCGCGCCGCGAGCAAGUCCACCUACUGGGUCCUGUUCGCCCUGACGGCGCGGGACUUCUUCCGCUUUCAGGCCGCCCGGCACGGCGACGCGGUGUUCCGGGUGGGCGGGCCGGCGGGGCGCUCAAAGGCGUGGAGGGGCGGCGACCGGGAGUUCGAGCUGUGGGCCCAGGGUCGGACCGGCUUCCCGUUUGUAACGCAAAUAUGA
This is a messenger RNA of Prorocentrum cordatum, 1122 nucleotides long. NCBI's taxonomy places the organism in Eukaryota, Dinophyceae, Prorocentrales, Prorocentraceae. The record is from the annotation of a GenBank genome assembly.